This is a messenger RNA of Mesorhabditis spiculigera, 1212 nucleotides long. NCBI's taxonomy places the organism in Eukaryota, Metazoa, Nematoda, Chromadorea, Rhabditida, Rhabditidae. The record is from the annotation of a GenBank genome assembly.
AUGAAAAGGGCUUCACCUCAAGCUAUUGAAACUGAAAAACCGAACAAGACUCCUAGGAGGUCUCUACCAAUUAAUGCUUCUGUCCUUUCUACAGCAUUUCAAGCCACCCCGAAACUUGCGGCUACAAGAAUUCCGGUGAAUCAGCAAACUUCAAAAAUGCCGAGGACGAAAUCGGCUUCUGCCUUGCGACCACAACCUGAAAACUCCGUGUUCAACAUGACCCCCGAGCCGAACAGCUCCCUUCUCAAUAGCACUAAAGGUAGCAGAAUCGGGCUACCGCUCGCCAGUUCAACCCCGAAAUCGGACAAGGGAUCGAGAUCCCUAACCCGACAAUCAGCAUGCGAUUGGAGCUUCCAGUCGACGUCGUUCACCGAUGUCGAGGCGAAGGAAACCCUGCUAUGGCUUGAGGGCCUCAAGCAAAACGACCCGACAAAAUUGCGAACCGUCAUUGAGGAACUUGGUCUGGAGCCAAAAACCUGGGGUCGACGGCUUCAAAACAAAGACACCCAAAAGAAGCUGUGGAAAAUCCGACUCCGCGAGCUUCUCGUCGGAGAGAAAUACUCAAAAUCACUAGAAGAAUUCAUGCAGGGAAAUCGGUUCAUCGAGGAUCAAGGAGAAAAGAUUGACGACAAAUACUUUCGAUCGGUGAUGAAGGCGGGGGGUUGUAUCAGGUUUUACAACUAUAUCCUAGUUGAUUCGACGGGAUUGCCGAAGAAUCAGAAUAUUUCUGAGAUCAGCUUCGAAGAUUUCGUAAAUGCCGUUUUUUACGUCGGAAAAGGAACCGAUAAUCGAGCAAUCCAACAUCUUCGUGACGCUGUCCACUUUGAUGGCCCGAAAAAUGUCACAGACGGGAAAUUGAGCAACGCCUCGAAACUCUGGCACAUCAACAACAUUUGGGACAACAAGGGCGCGGUGUAUGUGUUGAGGGUAUUCAACGAGGCCCCAGAAAACAUCUCCCAUCUCCGUGAAGAGGCCAUGAUCACCGCGUUUAAUGUUAAAAACUUGACAAACGAUGUGCGAGGCCACCAGCUUCGCGGCCAACUCCGCGGCUACACCGAUGAGAUGUUGGCGAUUCAUGGGACUUUUUUGAUAAUUCGCGCGCAUAAAGUGUUUUGCAACAAUCUACCCCCACCAAUCCGGCGGCAAAACCUGCUCGACAUGAUCCCGAUGACGAUGGGCGAUGUACCGUUAAAAUUUUUGGAUGCGAAGAUU